AAAUUUAUUAAAUGCCCAAAGACGCUAGAGGAAAAAAUAGGAAAUGGGGAAAUCAUAAGGAUAGAUAAUUCUAAUAAGUCAAUGAGGGUGAAUUGAUCGAAUAAUUGAAAAAUCAACCCUAAGAAGAUGAAGAAGAUGAUGAGGAAGUUUAAUAAUAACAAUAAGAAGAUCAACCUUAAAAAGUUUAAUAAUAAGAAGAUCAACCUUAAAAAGUAGAAUAAAAAGAAGAAAAAAAGAAGAAAAACAAAAUGUAAACUUAAUUUUAACAUAAUUAGAAGAGUGACUGCUGAAGGAGUUCCAAAACCAAAAAAAUAAAAGAGAAAUCUUGAUAUGCCAGAAUCAGAUGAAGAAGACGAGUCACAAUAUUAUUGAUGUAAUAUAUAGAAGAUUAAUAUUAUACAUAAUUAAAUUGCCAC
Messenger RNA from Paramecium sonneborni, 416 nucleotides. The record is from the annotation of a GenBank genome assembly. Lineage: Eukaryota; Ciliophora; Oligohymenophorea; Peniculida; Parameciidae.